This is a messenger RNA of Mercenaria mercenaria, 10825 nucleotides long. Its product is annotated as fibrocystin-L-like. Lineage: Eukaryota; Metazoa; Mollusca; Bivalvia; Venerida; Veneridae. The record is from RefSeq and is a predicted model, not a curated record. The coding region runs from base 1257 to 10418 and encodes 3053 amino acids. The transcript has 29 exons.
AGGAGGCAUGGAACUAACAAUAGCCGGGUACGGUUUCAAGCAAGAUGCGAGCGUGACAAUAAACAAUAAUGAAUGUGACGUGACAGAUUUGCUGUCGGACGGAAUUUAUUGCAUAGUGCCAGCAUCUAGUGUUGCUGGUACAUUCAACGUUCGAGUGAAUCAAGGGACUUCGGCCAUGACGCAUUAUGGGUAUACAUACGAUAUGUCAAAGACAGCAACUGUGAACAGUGUCAUACCACAAGUAUUGAACGUUACAGGUAAGUUGCGUUAUUUUGCCCGCAUUUUCUAUAACAAAUGUGCUGAUAGCACGCAGGUGUUAACAUAACAUGAUAGUCAUCAUGAACUUUAAAUAUUAUUACAGUUGUUUAUUACUUUCAAAUUGAUACACAUUUAUUUCUAGCCGAAAAGACCUUCAUACAUGCGAGAUAUAGUAAUGGACAAACCGUUAUGUUGAACAGCGCUAAUUCUUUUUUCUCUAAUUAAAAGUGGCAAUUUUAAUUAUUUUCUGACUUCUUUUCAUCUCAUAAGAACGUCCUAUUUCACAUUAUAUUUAAAACAAACUGAUCCUAUAAUCAUAUUUCAAAGCCUUUUAAAUCUUUGGGGAAAAUAAUUUCGGGAACAGGAUAAGCAAAAAAGAGAUAACAAAAAUCUAAGGACCCUGAAUUUCUACUUCAUUGUUGCUUCACUUACAUGUAUUAAUUUAUUUUCUUUGUUGGCAGUUGUGUUACAUCAACACUUUUUUAAGAAUGUUUUAGCUAUUUUCCAGCUUGUAUGAUAUAGGAAUCCCCUUGGUAUGUAAAACAAAAGAUUUUCUGUAAAGCCAGCUUAACGGCUUCCACACAAGUACAAAUUCUGCAACUGAAGUGAGGUUUCGAACCGACAGCGCUGAGAAGCAACUGAAUCGGAUACAAAGUCAGCAACCAUUCGAAGGCGGGUGUACUCUUUUCAAUGCAAAUGUUCCACUUUUGUAAUAUUAUUGUUCUAUCAUUCCUACCAUUACUUAUGCCAAGUAUGUCUGUCAGAUUGUACUUACCAAUACGCUAGAAAGCUUUAAUUGGCAACUGUGUAAGAGACUUUGCAUCUUGAGUAUACAAUUUGUGAAUAUUUUGAAUGCUUCAAGCGCUCAGAGAACAAAUUUAAGUGUCAUCAGCCGUAUGAUUAUUUUUUUAUUAGACACAAUCCAUAAGCAACACCACCGACUUUGAAAGCGCACAGAGCCAAAAAGCAUAUUAUUUCGUAAAAGGUUUUUUACAUUGAUGGCAAAUAUGUUUUUCUUUUUCUCUUUUGAUACCGCAGGUGGCAACAUAACAGUCCUUGGAUCAUCUUUCACAAAUAAUACAGGGUCUGUAUUCAUUGGAUCAGAAAAGGCGAUCGUUACUUUUUGGUCUGACAACCGGAUUAAUUUAUAUGUCGGUGAAAUUGAGUGCGGAGUGCAUGAACUCCAAAUUGAUGUCAACAGUGGCUUUGCAGUUAAUUCAACUGAUUUACAGCUGCCAAAAGUAAUUGCUGACUUAAAAAUAACAUAUGUAUACCCGCUUCAAGGAUCAUCGUUAGGUGGGACACAACUUACAAUAAUUGGCUCUGGAUUUGGCACAAAUAUUUCUCAUGUCAAAGUCAAAGUCGGAACAGUUAACUGCAAUAUUAUCACACUAUCAAACUCAGAGAUUACUUGUUUGUUAGAGUAUGCAGGCACUACUCACUACGUGACAAAUAAAGGAAUAGAUCCAGGUUUUGGUGUUUACUACGCUUUUGAUAGGUCAUUCAUUACAAUUAAAGAAGGUGACUUUGUGCAAUGGUCCUGGGAAACACCGUCAUUUGUCAACAAUAUUACACAUGCAAUUAUCGAAGUUGACAGUCCUAGUUCGGUAACACAAAAGCCAGGGGGGUUCAGGAGUGGAAUACCAAGUAGAAAUGGUGUAUUUACCAACCAGUUUGUCCGGACAGGCAUGUAUUAUGUAUGGAGUGGAUUCGUGGAUAUAUGGGGCAUAAAGAAUUAUGCUGGUACCAUUAAGGUAGUUCAAGCCAACUCCACAUCAGAGAAAAUUAGUGUUCGUGUAGGAAAAGCAGAAGCUGAGCAUGUCACUGGAGAUGAAAUUCAUUUAGUAGAUAGUACAGUCUGUAAACACAUCUCAACUGGCAAAACGGGCUGCACAGAAAGGGAAGUGUCCUUUACAGAUAACAGCGUCUUUAGCUUCGCAUAUUGGUCAUGUUACACCCCGAUAGUUAAUUCAGUAAAUGUUAAUAAUGGCACGACAAAGACAAACAUAAUCAUCACUGGAGAAGGAUUUUCUUAUACAGAAUGUCAAAAUGAAGUCAGUUUUGGUGGGCAACGAUGUCAUGUAACAACGGCAAGCGAGAACUCAUUAACAUGCAACAUAGAAAAGAUUGAAAGACCCGAUGUAGCAAUUCUGCACCAACUUGAGCUGAAAGUGAACAACAGAGGAUCCGCACGAAUAAAUAUAAUAGAUGCAAACCACCGCGGCUUCGCUUUAUUACCGAAUAUAGAAAAUAUUUCUCCAACAAAUGGUUCAAUAGCCGGUGGAACGCUUUUAACUGUUACAGGAUUUGGAUUUGAAUCACCAUUGAUCACUAUUGGCGGAUAUAACUGCAUCAUCAUUGACUGUUCAUAUUCUGAAAUUACCUGCGAAACUCCUGGCUCCCUGUCAGAAGACGAGAAAGAGGUUAAUGUGUUUACUUAUGUUCAAGGAAUUCCACUUCAGUCCAAAUGCGAAACGGAAUCUGGAGAUUGUACAUUCUCCUAUAAGUCUGAGUUGACUUCAACAAUAACAACAAUUUCUCCAAAUAUAUUGUCGGGUACAACUUUCUGCACCAUAACAGGUACAUCAUUAGGCAAUGACACAACAGAACUUCAUGUAACUAUUGGCAAUGUUGUCGCAAAUGUAGCUGAAGCAGCCGAUACGUAUAUUGUCGUAAACGUUGAUAAUAUACCAGCUGGAGAUAACGUAGUAGUUGUAAGGGUUAAAGAUUACGGCAGUGCUACAGGUGUAUUGACCGUAUAUGGAUCGCUGAUCAUCAACAAUGUGAUUCCAUCAUCUGGUAGUAUACAUGGUGAAACUCCAAUUACUAUUCUUGGAAAUGGCUUUAUAAAGAACAAUACAUCUGUAACCGUUGGCGGGAAAUCAUGCUUUAUUUUAUCAACAACCUUGUCUAAAAUAUCUUGCAUUACACAAGCUCACAAUGCUGGCUCUGUUAGCAUUGCAGUUGUUUCGAACGGACUGUCAAAUACGUCCGCUUCGUAUAUCUAUGCAACUGCUUCAACACCAACAAUAACAUCUAUUAUUCCGACUUCAGGCUUUCCUGGGGACACUCUCACUAUUUUCGGUUCAAAUUUUAUGGGUGAUGGCGUUACCGUCUAUCUAGGUCAGUCGAGAUGCGAUGUCAUUUCAGAAAAUACUGAUCAAAUUGAAUGUAUUAUCGGCAAUCAUCCAACAGGAAACGUGACUGUGUAUGUUCAGGUUGCUGAUCUUGGGAUGUCUAACACAAACAAGCAAUUUGAGUAUCAACUCAGUCUUCUGAGUAUAGCACCAAUGCAAGGUGGUAUAGCCGGCGGACAACUUGUUCUAUUGACAGGUACUGGAAUCGAUAGUUCAGCAGUUGCAACUAUUUGUGGGAAAACUUGUUUACUUCGAGAGACAACUUCAAGUACUUACCUAUGUAGAACUCCAGCAAAUCCAGCUCAGACAUGUGACGUUGGUUUUUCUCUGAACGGAUUGAAUAGGAUAUUACCGACUGCCUAUAGCUAUAUUUCAUCAUUAACUCCAACUAUUUCGAAUGUUAGUCCUAGAAGAGGAGGCACCGGUGGUGGUUCAAGACUUACCAUAACGGGAGCGGGAUUCGGAUCUAACAUUGAUAACGCUAGAGUAGAGAUCGAUGGCGUAUCAUGUAUGUUGUCAAAUAUAAGUAAUACUGAAAUACGUUGUAUAACCGGGCCACAUAUUGGAUCCAUUCAAACCAAAGUCGAAGUGCAAGUGUCACAUAAUGGUAUUGCAAAUGAGGUUUCAACAGGGGAUGCAGAUUUUCAGUACGUUGAUGUUUGGUCUUCACCUUUCACCUGGGGUGGCGGACCCUUGCCUGAAAUAGGAGAUUUUGUUGUGAUCCCCUCUGGCACGACAAUACUAUUAGAUAUGGAUACACCAGUUUUAAGUUUCCUUUUAAUUCAAGGAGGAAAUCUCAUAUUUGAUGAGAAGGAUUUAGAACUACAGGCAAAUAUUAUAAUGAUAACGGACGGUGGACACCUGCAGGUUGGCACAAAGGACCAACCAUUCCAGCAUCAGGGUGUUAUAACUCUGCAUGGGCAUUUAAGAAGUAAAGAACUACCGAUAUAUGGCACAAAAGUAUUAGCUAUCAGGAACGGGACUUUAGAUUUAUAUGGUAUUCCAUUAUCAUCGACGUGGACACAUUUAUCAGAAACGGCUGAAAAAGGCUCAGACAUACUUCAUCUAAAAGCUCCUGUCGAAUGGAAAAGUGGAGAUGAAAUUGUUAUUGCUUCUACUGGUAACAGACUAAGUCAACAUGAAAAUGAAAAGAAAAUUAUUUCCGAAGUUUCUGCGGACGGGAAAAUAUUGAAAUUGACCACGCCUCUAAAAGCUGAACACAUUAGUGUGCAGGAAAUGUUCCACGGGCGAUUAGUAGAGAUGAGAGCUGAAGUUGGUCUUCUUUCUCGUAAUGUAAUAGUUAGAGGUAAUGAAGAUCCACAAUGGAAUGACGAAAUAAAACCAUGUACAGCUGGAUUUCAAUUCGGUCAGUUCGGUACUCACAAGUGUAGUCUUGCGCGAUUUGGCGAUGAGAUUGGAAGCAGUCAGUUUGGGGUUGUCAUCUAUGCUCAUUCUCCUAUUCAAGAUAUACAAGCUGUGCAAAUUCAUUUGGCAUACACAGAAGUUAGGUUUGCUGGUCAGACCUUCAGAUCAGGGCGACACCCACUUCACUUCUAUUUGAAUGGGAACGUGUCAAAAAGUUAUGUUCAAGGAUGCAGUUUUCAUAACACGUUUAAUAGAGCUGUUAAUAUUCAAGGUUCACAAAAUAUACUCAUUGAGCAAAACGUAUUAUAUGAUAUUCUUGGUGGGGGUAUAGUUUUAGAAGACGGCAGUGAGACAGGUAUUACCCUUCGGUACAACCUUGUAAUGCAGGUGACCGGAUGUGCCACUUUAGUAAAUGAUGAUUUAACACCAGCUUCUUUCUCGUUGGCCAAUCCAAAAAACACGGUUCAACACAAUGCUGUAGCCGGAGGAACGCAUCAUGGCUACUGGUAUCGGCUGGAUUAUCAUUCGGUUGGUGCUUCUUACAUGAAGCAUUCAUGUACGAAACAUGUCCCACUUAAAAUUUUUCAAAACAACUCGGCCCACUCUUUAGGGGGAGUUGGACUCUAUAUCUAUAAAGAAUACUUUCCACGUAAACAUGGCUGUGGUGGCUCAGAGGUCGAAGUCGCUAUAUUUGAUUAUUUACUUUCCUGGAAUAAUAAUAAAGGGGUUGCCGCUGACAAAAUAGGAGCUGUCCAGUUUUUUAACUUUACACUUGUUCAAAACCAGCAAGCCGGGAUUGAAAUAUAUAGUGUUUCAGAUUUUCCAAGGUACACUGCAGAUUCUCCUUCCGUUCAAAAUAGCGUCAUAAUUGGAAAAACAACAAAGGAACACGGAUGUACCCAAGGAGGCAUUGUUUUUCCACUGGGUAGAGGUUUUAGAGUUCGGAAUGUUAGUUUUGUAAAUUUCAAUGAAACCAACUGUGCAGCAUUCCGAUGGACAAGAAGCUUGCUACACUGCCCUGUAUACUGUGGGGGAUUUACAUACCAUGUGGAAUCUGCUGCGUAUAUCAAUACCCCAAACAAAGCCAUAUUUGCUUGGGAUUGGGAAGGAAUUAUACUAGAUAUAGACGGAAAACAUGGCAAUUCGACAGUCCUCCCAACUACUGGAACGCUUCCGCACGAUUGUGAACCGGCACCUGAAUUUAGUAUCGGAGUUCCUGCAAGUACCUGUCCUCCAAAAUAUAAAUGGCAUAGAUACUCUUUUAACAAUUAUUAUCAUUAUAACAGUCGAUAUUAUUUGAGAAGGAGAAAUUUCAUUAUUACCAAUCAAUAUGGAAACAGUUCAGUACCUUAUGCUCAAAAAAGGUUUAGUCAUAACUAUGGAUGGACGUGUGCUUUGCUAAACAAUACGUCAUACAAAUUCUAUUUUGAAAACGUACUUCCAGUUAACAACAUCAGCUUCUAUGGAACGUUUUAUGAUUUAGAGGAAAGGGAUUUUCUUUUUAUUUCGAUGACAGUUCUUAACUUUCCUGAUUGGUUUUCGGUCGAAGGUGAAAGAAUAAACGCCUCGUCCGGAAAUAUUGAACACCACAAUGGCUCAUAUGGCGACUGGAAUUGGAACAAUUUAAACAAGGAAAUUAGAUUCUUAGUAAAUACAUUUAGCAAAUCGCAACAUCAUGCUGAAACGGGUAUUGUUGAUACACAGAUUCAUUUUAAAAUUUACAAGUGUUUUUACGUGGACUGUGUGCCUCCGCCAGACCCAGAUAAAACUCCACCUUCGAAGCAUCGACCUCUUAGUUUUCAUUACUGGCAUGACACAAGUAUCUGGAAACGUUGGAGUGAUGGGUACAUGAAAAACGUCGGAAAAAAUGGAGCAGGACUACCACGGGAUUUUGAUAAUGUUGAAAUUUUACCACAUACUUGGGUACUGGUUAAUCUAACUGCUAUAUGUAAGCUUAGAAAUCUGCUGUUACAUGGUGUUCUCGAGUUUGCCAAUGCUCCAGAAGCAGUUUAUAAUAUUGAAGCGGAUUUCAUUAUAAUAAAAGGCGGGCGACUGAUCAUAGGUUGGCCAGAUGACCCUUUUGAUGGACUUGCUACAAUCACUCUUCGUGGUAAUCAUUCAUCGUCAUCAUUUAAUGUAGAGGGCGCUACCCUUGGAAGCAGGGCUAUUGGUGUAUUCGGUGGUUUAGACCUCAUUGGGGAAGAUAAAGGAGUAGCUUGGACCUACCUUGAUGAUACAGCAAAUUUAGGCUCAAGAAGAAUUGUGCUCUUGGAAAAAGUCCGAUGGUCCAAAGGAGACGAAAUCGUCAUAAGUGCAACAGGGUUAGGCCCGGGGCAAUCUGAAACAUUCAAAAUAGAUUCUGUUGGUACCGAUCAGGUCACAAUAGCAUUGAAUGAUACGCUAAAAUUUCAACAUAUUGUGCACACCGAAACAUUAGAAAAUGGACGAAAAUUUACUUUAAGGGCAGCCGUUGGCCUUUUAUCCCACAACAUAAAAAUAACGGAUGAAGACACGCGUAAAUUCGACAAGAAAGCGUUUGGAGCCCGUGUGCUUGUCGGACAUAUUGUUGACAAAGAGAAGACAUAUACCGGUUAUGCAAGGCUUUCAAACGUUGAGUUUUAUCACACGGGUCAGUAUGGCUUCUGGAAUAUAUAUGACCCGAGGUUUUCAUUGGUGUUUCUUAAUGUUGGACAUGUUAGCAAUAUCAAACCGUCGUCACUAACUAACUGCUCUUUCCACAAUGGUUUCAACACGGCAGUUGGCUUAAUUGGAAUAGAAAAUCUAAAUGUCACGGAUAAUGUCAUAUAUGCAAAUCAUGGACUAAAGACAACAUCAGUAGGCACAAGUCUUGUACGCAACCUGAUAAUAGGUUCCGAAGGUACUGGUAUUGAAGCAAUGCGGGCGGUGAAUCUAACUUUGAAAGACAAUCUUGUAGCCGAUUCUAAAACUGAUGCAUUCAAUGUUCCGGCUUUAGCAUGUGAUGUAACUUCGGAUAGGUAUAAAAACAACAAGGUAUACUCCAACGUUCGCGGAGCGGUAUUGGCGCCUAGAUUUUAUACAAGAACAAUGUGCGUCAAGAUAACUGGCUUUAUCGCUUGGAAAAACACUAACUUUGGACUACUGUACGAGGGAAACAUCAAUGCAGUUUUUGAAGAAAAUACUCUUAUAGAAAAUAUGAUUGGAGUUGGAGCGGUCAUUAUAAAUCAGUACUCAACCAAGCAGAGUUAUAUGAAUAGAACAAUUCAAAUCAGAAAUACAACAUUCAUUGGACAGACCACUUCAUUUAAUUGUGGUGAUAUGGUAUGGUUAGGAUCAAACAGGUUCUUGCCGUCUGCAAUUUUAGGACAAUACUGGCAUUUUUCAGAGGGGAUGGUAGGGCUUGUAUUUCCGACAUACAAUAUCAUUGGUGGAAUGACAAAAAUAGAAAAUGUAACAUUUGCAAAGUACGGUGAUUCCACAUGCAAUAAGAAUUACGCUAUAACAACAAAUCUAGCAAGAAAUGAUCUUCAGCGUCCAAUAAAUUCUGAAAGAGUUACAAUGUUCGAUGUAGAACAUGCUAACAAAGUCUUAUUUCAAAGACCAUAUAUUAGAACUUCUCAUCGAUGCUUUGGGAUAGACUGUAAUGUUUUCCGAUUGGGUUUCUUUAAAGAUUUGGAUGGAACUUUCCUUGGUCACAGCGGGGCUGUAAUUCCAAUGUCGGAACAUGAAGCAAUCGAUUACAGCAGAAUUCCUAGAGAAAUGGUAACUGAACUUGAUGGGACAAGGAUACCUUAUGAGGAAAUAGCUCCAAACAAAGGCGUCGUAAGAAAUAAUAAUUGCACUUAUCAGUGGAGAUGGCAAGCGUUUGAAUGCAUGGAUGAUCUCAAUUAUAAGAUGCUAACAAUAGAGAAUAUGGAUAGAGAUGCAAAGAAUCGUCAGAUUUCUCCAGUAGCUCUUUUAAGCGAUGGUUACAUCGAUCUUAUAGACGUUCCACUAGACCACGGAUACUGUAUACAGUAUACUUGCAGAAGAAAACAAUCUUUAUUCAUUGCCCUUGUAGCAACAAGUAAAUCAUACCUAUUACAUUUCACAAGGACGACACCAAGGCAUGUGCGUUAUAGCAUUUUGAACGUUGGCCCAAAUGAAGGUAUUAAACUGACUGUUUGGUACUCAGGACCUAAUAGACUUGACGUGUUUGUCGACGGAGAAUUUGCAAUAGCGACUAAUGCGAGGAUUGAUAAGAACGGAAGAUAUAUUUUAACAAUGCCAAAAGAAAACGAAUUUGAACCACAUGUAACGAAUGAAACUGGCACCAAUUAUUUUGACAGAAAUCGUGGAGAGAUAACAUUCACCAUCAAAGGUCCAGCUCAAAUUGAAGUUGUCUCGCAAAACACAAUGAUCGUGUCCUUUGGGUUACCCGCCUUAUCCGUUUCAGAAUUCUUUGGAGAAAAUAUCGUUGAAAACUUGGCAGCGUUUUUAGACAUUCCCCUUACAAAAGUGCGAAUCGUGAACAUUGUUAGUGCAUCCGUUAAUGGACGCCGGAAGAGAUCUGAAUCUGAUUUAAAUAUUGAAAUAGAAAUUGGUGAUGAACCGGUACAAGUAAUUAGCAGUAAUACGACAUUGCCAGAUUCCAUUGACUAUUUAGCUUUGACGGAUCUAGUAUCAAUAAUUGUCAAUGAAUGCCAGCUUGGUAAUAUCUCGAAUAUUCUCGGAGAAACAAUCGUUUGUGGGAUCAUAGAAUUUCCGUCUGACGAUUCUGAAAUGGUCUCAAUAGUUUACAACAAUCAGAAACCGCAUCAUCUUUAUUUCUACGAUGAACCGGAACCAGAGUACGAAGGAGUGUUACUGAAGACACAACCGAAAUUAAGAGCAGUUGAUAUAGAUGGUGAUACUGUAACGGAACUUGGAACAGUCGAAUACCCGUGGCAAAUUACAGUCAACUUAAGAAAUGAUACUGGACAUCCAUUGGCCGUUCUUAAUGGAAACCUUACGAUUAAUUGUUCGCAAGGAUGGUUCAACUUCACUGAUCUUGUUAUCUCUCAUAGUGGGACUGGCUAUAUUCUAGAUUUUGACGUCAUCUACCCAAAUGAAGCAGACCUUUUCACCCUGACAUCAAAGCCCUUUAAUGUGUUUGGAAGACCACUGAAAAUAAACGUUUGUAAUCAGACUGACGAUAAUAUUUUUAAAGAUGACCAAUUUACAGUGAGUCUUGAUCUUCUGGAUCAACAUACGGAUGAAAUAAUUACACAUAUAGCAUGGAGAGAACAUACGUGGUCUUCAGAAGUCAGUUUACUUCAUUCAUCAGUGUAUGCCAACUUAACUGGUUUCUUAAAUACGUCUUUCGAUGAGGAAACUGGUCGGGUUACAUUUUAUAAUCUGACUGUUACCGGAGUUGGAUGGUAUUACCUGAAAUUUAGGGUCUUAUCGGAUCCACCAGAAUACAAUUUGACUUUAAGUUGGAGAUUGGCAAUAAAAGACCCGGCACAUGUUAACAUGACUGUUGAAGAAUCGACGACUAUAAAACUAAAAUUUGAUGAAGUAUUUGAAGUUGUCCUACCGACUGAGGAUGACAGAAAUGCGUUCGAGCAAGAAUUAUUGACAGACUAUGCCAACUUAUGUCCAGGCGUACAGCUUAAUGAGGGAAUUGUAUAUAAAGGUACUAUAGUUGGUGAUAUUUAAAAAAUAUCAUUUGUUAACGACAUGUAUGAAAAAGAUAUAAUCUGAAUACAAUUCAUUCUAAUUAUUCAAUCACUCAGACAUCUCAAUGACAAAAUUCUUUACACUUGGCAUUCAACGAAUAUUUGAUAAAUCCCAGAGAGAAAUCAGCUGGAAAAAUAACAUACAUACUUUGCGGGCAUCGAUAAAUUUACUGUCUGUUGAGAUCAAGUAAUCUGUAUUUUGUUUUUCUUUUUUCAUAAAUGACGUUGGUAUCUUUUUUUAGAAAAGACUUCUUUUCACGCCCAUCUCAACUGACUUAUAAAAUGCAAUUGUGAGGUAACAUAAUCACUUGAAUAGCAAUUAUUACCACCUGUCAGUAGUCACUCUAAACUGAACGGCAACAAGAUUAAUUCAGAAAGAGCUGCUUU